Molecule: messenger RNA, 1293 nt
Organism: Galleria mellonella (greater wax moth)
Lineage: Eukaryota; Metazoa; Arthropoda; Insecta; Lepidoptera; Pyralidae
Product: nitric oxide synthase-like
Biological process (GO): nitric oxide biosynthetic process
Molecular function (GO): nitric-oxide synthase activity
Source: RefSeq, a predicted model, not a curated record
AUGGCUCAAAGAAUAUGUGCCCAGUUUGACACCACGCAGAAGCCAGAACUCUCAGCUACGAUAUUCCAAUCUAACACAAAAUGCUCGGAAAAAGUGUGUCAGGCGAGUAUAAUGGAUAUUCCGAAUCGUGGCGAUACUCCGAGGACAGUGGAAGAGGUAUUCAAGGAUGCCGAAUCUUUUCUCAAACAGUACUACGCAUCUAUACGAAGAGAAAAUUCCGAAGCGCACACAGGAAGGCUGGAGGAGGUAAAGCGGGAGUUAAAUGAAAAAGGAACCUACCAGUUGAAAACUUCCGAAUUAGUGUUCGGAGCUAAGUUGGCAUGGCGGAACGCUAACAGAUGCAUCGGUCGGAUACAGUGGAAAAAAUUGCAAAUAUUCGAUUGCAGAGAAGUAACCACAGCGAGUGGAAUGUUCGAGGCGCUCUGUAAUCAUAUCAAAUACGCUACAAAUAAAGGAAAUAUAAGGUCAGCAAUAACAAUAUUCCCGCAACGCACAGACGGCAAGCAUGACUACAGGAUAUGGAAUCCGCAGCUAAUCAGCUAUGCUGGUUACUUGGAGCCAGAUGGUUCUGUACUGGGAGAUCCGGCGCGAGUCGAAUUUACUGAGAUCUGCAUUAGACUUGGCUGGAAACCACCUCGCACUGCAUGGGAUAUAUUGCCUCUAGUGCUGUCAGCAGAUGGCAAAGAUCAGUACUUCGAAAUCCCACGGGAAAUUAUUAUGGAAGUGAAAAUGGAACACCCCAAAUAUGACUGGUUCAAAGAGCUAGACUUACGCUGGUACGCGUUGCCUGCGGUUUCCAACAUGAGACUGGACUGCGGUGGUCUGGAAUUUACGGGCACCGCUUUCAAUGGCUGGUACAUGGGAACAGAGAUCGGUUGUCGCAACUUCAGUGACGCCAACCGAUUAAAUGUUAUCGAGACAGUAGCAACAAAAAUGGGUUUGGAUACGAAUUCGUAUGUGUCUCUCUGGAAGGACAGUGCUCUGGUCGAAGUCAAUAUAGCAGUACUGCACAGUUUCCACAGAGACAACGUCUCUAUAGUGGACCACCAUUCCGCUUCUGAGCAAUUCAUAAAACAUUUGGACAAUGAAAACAAAAGCAGAGGAGGAUGUCCUGCCGAUUGGAUCUGGAUAGUACCGCCAAUGUCUUCGUCUUUGACUGCUGUGUUUCAUCAGGAAAUGGCACUAUACAAUAUGAGACCUUCUUAUGAUUAUCAAGUAAGUAGUCACUGUUAUAUUAUAAAUGUUAAAGUGAGCUUGUUUUUUAGUUACAUCUUGGCGCCUCAGCUCAACUAA